CCAGGAGAAACCUCAGUGUGAAAAUGGACUCUCUCCUGUAAAGGUCUAUGAUGGCUGUUGUUACCACUAUGAGUGUCAAUGUACAUGCACUGGAAUGGGAGAUCCUUAUAUCACCUUUGACGGGACAUAUUAUGCUUACCAUGGAAACUGCACAUAUGUUUUAGUCAAAGAGAUAAUAGCAAAAUACAAUUUCAGCGUUCACAUCAAGAAGAGCUACUGUGACAACUCAAGCCACUUGGCCUGCCAACAGUACUUAACCGUUUACUACAAGUCACACAAGGUCCUGCUUGAACAGCAAGUAAAUCCAAAGGUACAUGUAAAUGGCAGAAGAGCAUUCCCCACCUUUUCUAACAAUGAUUUCAUCAUAAGAAGCACAGGGAUUGAACUACGAAUGGACAUCCCUGACAUUAAAACGACAGUGGUUUUCAAAGGCUCUACAUUCUACAUCACCCUGCCCAACUCGCUUUUCCAUGGCAACACGGAGGGCCACUGUGGAAACUGUGACAACAACCGCACCAAUGACUGCAGCCUUCCCAACGGCCAGACUAAACCGUCAUGCCCCGAGACGGCUCGGCACUGGGUAGUGAACGCCUCUGAAUGCCCUGCGCCACCAACAACACCCCCCACGGCCCCACCACCUACUUGCAAGCCUGCUCCGCUCUGUGAGAUCAUUCUAAGCAAGGUUUUUGAAAAGUGUCGGGAAGUUUUGCCGUACGAGUGGUACUACAAGGCCUGCCAAGACAGCGUGUGUGGGGGUAACAACAGCUCAGGCUGCCACAGUCUGGGAGCCUUUGCUGAGGCCUGUGCGAAAUACUCAGAGAAAUACUGUGUUGAGUGGAGGAGUCUUACCAAAGGGGUUUGUGAGCACGAGUGUCCAAAAAAUAAAGUGUACAAGUCAUGUGGAUCCGUAAUACAGAAGACAUGUAGCUGUACAGAGGAGACAGACUGCCAGGGUGAUGAACAGUUGUGUCCCAGCACGAAAGCAGAAGGCUGUUACUGCGCUGAAGGAAAGGAUAUCUUCAGUCCCUACUCAGAUGAGUGUGUAGUUUGCCAUGAUGUUUGCACAGGCCCUGGUGGCAUGCCCAAGAAGCUUGGCGAGACCUGGCGUUAUGGGUGUAAGGAGUGUGAGUGCAGCUUCGCCUCUUUGUCCGUUGAGUGCUGGCCUGUCCAGUGCGAUCCCAAGCCCAUCACCUGCCCACUGGGCAAAAGGAAAGUUAGUAAGACUGUGGACUGCUGCAUGCAGUAUGAAUGUGAACCUAAAGAAGUUUGCGUUUUCGACAACACGGAACGGCAGCCUGGUGAGAAGUGGUCACCUUCCAAUGAUACGUGUGUGAAAUACACCUGUACUAAACAAAAUCAUCAGUUUGUGGUCGUGGAGGUCAUAACCACUUGUCCUAGGAUCAACACUGAAGACUGCAUACCCGGCACUGUGCGCACCGAUGCCGCUGGAUGUUGCAAGAUCUGCACUCCGAAGAGCUGCAAAGUCUCAAAGAAGGAGGCCUACCUGGAGAUCAGUGACUGUAACUCCACAGCUCCUGUAGAGCUGACUGUCUGCUCUGGGGCUUGUGCCACUUACUCCAUGUAUUCGUCUGAGAUGAACACUGUGAUGCACAACUGCGCUUGCUGUCAAGAACAGAGAACAAGUGAGAAACAGGCAGAGAUGCGCUGUACCAACGGGACAACCAUCACCCACUCCUACGUCUACAUCGAAGAGUGCGGCUGCGAGACACAAAAGUGUGUGGAGAAAAUAAAUGGAUAAAACUCUAUUUAUAUUUUCACCCUUGCCCUUAAUGGUCAUGAGCGAGAUGCAUCAAUCUAAGCUCAGCCUUGAUAUACUUAGUUGAGCAAACCAUCCUCACAAGUUAAGAUUUGUUCUGUAGGGCAGAAACUAUUCUUUAUAAACAUAAUGUAGUAAAUGUUAUUAUUCCGAUAAAUCUCUUUGAAUCAUUAAACAUUGUCUGUUACAAAGUAAUUUCUAUCUCUUCUGUGACUUUUUGCUCAUAGAAUCAUCAAUAUAUAAAUACUUUCUGUAUAAUUUUUUAUCUGUUGGUGUGGUGAUGCAUGUUUUAAAAUAUAUUCAUUUCUAUUAAAGUCUAUGAACAGCA
Clupea harengus (Atlantic herring) is the source of this 2105-nucleotide messenger RNA. Its product is annotated as intestinal mucin-like protein. The record is from RefSeq and is a predicted model, not a curated record. Lineage: Eukaryota; Metazoa; Chordata; Actinopteri; Clupeiformes; Clupeidae. Gene Ontology annotation, molecular function: protein binding. Gene Ontology annotation, cellular component: extracellular matrix.